AACCAAUCAUAUCGGUCAUACUGGAUAUAUCAAUACCGUUACUAUUUCUCCCGAUGGUUCACUUUGUGCUUCCGGUGGAAAAGAUGGAAUUACUAUGUUGUGGGAUCUUAAUGAAGGAAAACAUUUAUAUUCAUUGGAAGCCGGCGAUAUUAUUAACGCACUAGUAUUCAGUCCUAAUCGUUAUUGGUUGUGUGCUGCUACUGCAUCUUUCAUCAAGAUUUGGGAUCUUGAAACAAAAACUGUUGUUGAUGAUCUUAAACCAAAUUUCACAGAAACUGGAAGAUUUUCAAAAGAUCCCGAGUGUAUUUCUCUUGCUUGGUCACCAGAUG
Messenger RNA from Racocetra fulgida, 329 nucleotides. NCBI's taxonomy places the organism in Eukaryota, Fungi, Glomeromycota, Glomeromycetes, Diversisporales, Gigasporaceae. The record is from the annotation of a GenBank genome assembly.